CCGGAGAUAGUCCUGGCGUCCACCUACAUGGCGGCCGAGGACGAACCACCUCCAGUGGAGAUGAACAACCUCAUACGCUACUGCGAACGAGAAAGGCUCGAGCUGGUCAUAUCUGCAGACUGCAACGGCCAUCACAACCUAUGGGGAAUGGAAACCAACAACAAAAGAGGACUGGCAGCUCAACACAUAUCCAACUGGCACGUGUCGGACGAGCUAUCCUGCUCCGACCACAGAUGGAUUCGGUACGACCUAACAGCCGACACACAGACACCCACACCUAGAAGAAACCCGAGACGCACGGACAUACCGGCGUACAAGGAACUUCUGGAAGGUAAACUAGACAAUAACACACACACAGACAGACCUAGCAAUACAAAGGAGUUGGAGGAACAGGUAAACUUACUUAUUAAGAACAUUACCGACAGCUACGAAAACACAUGUCCACUAUCGACCUCAUCAGCUAUUUAGAGGGAAAAGCAGUAACAACAACAGCUGGUGGGGACCGGAGUUGGACCGAAUGAGAACAAAAAUGAGAAGGUUACUUAACAGAGCAAUGAACACAAGAGCUGAAGAGGACUGGGAUAAGUACAAAACAGCUAAAACAGACUAUAAGAAAAGACUGAGAUACAGAAAAUCAGCCACAUGGCGGAAUUUCUGCGAUAACAUAUCCACUGUAACACAGGCAAACAGAACAAGGAAAAUCCUUGCAGACCAACCAAGGCAACUACUGGGCACCCUGAGGAGACAGGAUAAUAGCACCACCAGUAGCCCA
Cydia strobilella is the source of this 772-nucleotide messenger RNA. RefSeq lists its product as uncharacterized. The transcript has 2 exons. The record is from RefSeq and is a predicted model, not a curated record. Lineage: Eukaryota; Metazoa; Arthropoda; Insecta; Lepidoptera; Tortricidae. Bases 28 to 468 code for a protein of 146 amino acids.